CCAGCUCAGCGCAAGAUGGCGGCGGGCGCGUCGGACCCCCUGGAAGAGAUGCUGCUCUUCUCCGAGGAGGUGGACGAGAAGGCGCUCAGCGACCUGGUGGGAUCCCUGGAAUCGCAGCUGGCAGGCGGCCGCGGCCCCGCCGAGCCGCCCGCGCCCAGGACCUCCGCCCCGUCCCAGCCGCCGCCGCCGCCGCAGCAGCAGGGGAGCCUGGCGGGGGGCAGCAGCCCCGGCCGGCAGCAGCAGCACGGCCGCCCCGCGUCCCCUCCCGCGCCCGGCCCCGGGGAGGCGGCGGGGCACCCCGGCACCGCGGGCAGCCGAGCCCCCGCCGCGGGGCCGCCGCCGGCCCCGUCCCCGCCGGCGGCGCUGGCGGCGGCGGGGCGGGCAGCGAGUGUAAACAGUAGUAGUGUGCAGCAAUCACAUGGAGCGGCGCCCGCCGGCGGCAGCCCCGCCGCGCCCGCCCCGCCGCCGCCCGCCGCCCCUGCCCCGCCUGUCAACAACCAUGUGGCCGCCGGCGCCGGGCGGGACGCGGGGAGCCCCGGCCCCGGCCCCAGCCCGCCCGUCGCCGACAGCGCGCCCGGGCCCGCGGCGGGCGGCGGGGCCCCGGCGGGGGCGGCGGGGCGGGGAGCGGCCGAGGGCGCCGCCGCUGCCCCCGCGCCGCGCCCCGGCGAGGCGGCGCCCACCGGAGGGCUCGGGGCCCGCCCGGCCGCGGGGCCGCCCGCCAGCGGGGCCGCCCCGCCCGCAGCGCUGCCCGCGCCCGCCGCCUCCGCCAGCCCCGCGCCCGCCGCGCCGGCCCCCGCAGCCCCUGCCGCGCCCAAGCCCGCGGGGCCCGCCAAGCCCGGCGCUGGCGCUGCCCUGCCCGCCGCCCCCCAGCCCGUGUCCCCGCGGCCCGCGCUGGGCGCUGCCCCCCCCCGCAUCGUGGCCCCGCAGCUGAUCGUGCGGCCCCCCCCGCAAACCACCAUCCAGCUGCCGCCCGGCUUCACCAUCCCGCCCGGGAUGGUGCUGGUGCGCACGGACGCGGGACAGCUGGUGAUGGUGCCCCAGCAGGCUCUAGCCCAGGCUCAGAUGCAGGCUCAGGUGCAGACACAGGGGCAGGGCCCUGCCAACCUGUCACCCAGGCUUUCUGUGCCCACCACUGGCCCUGUUUUUCGCCUGUCAACAGCUCAGCAGCCGACGUCCGUGGCCACGUCCACCGUCCGCCUGGGCCUCCCAGUGCAGGCCAAGGUGGUGCAGCCGCCGGCUGCGCCCGCCAGCGCCGCUGCCACGCUGCCAGGGGGGGCUGUGCUGGCACACACCACGGUAUCAGUAGCUACGACAAGUGCUCAAAAUUUGUUCAAGACGACAGUAGCAACUGGAACUUCAGUUUCUCAACAGCCUGCAGUGCUCACUGGUGGACAGACUCAAGGCUCAGCACAGACCCAGGGUCAGCCCCGGCUGCCGCUGCCACCUCACACAGCAGCACAAGUGCCAGCACAGCCCCUGGUCAUCCCCAGCUCUCCUGUGCCUGGAACCACAGUUGUGUCCCAGGAAAUGCAAGAGAAUGUGAAAAAAUGCAAAAACUUUUUAGCUACCCUUAUAAAACUUGCUUCUCAUAAUUCACCAUCUCCAGAAACGUCCCGCAAUGUGAAAGCUCUGGUUCAAGAUUUGUUGGAUGCAAAGAUUGAUCCAGAAGAAUUUACAGGCCGCCUUCAAACAGAACUCAAAUCAUCUCCUCAGCCAUAUCUCGUACCUUUCCUUAAGAAAAGUCUACCUGCAUUGAGACAAUCUCUACUGAACAGUCAGCAUUUGGUUUUGCAAGGACAGCCGUCUCAGCAGCCACUUCAACAAAGCAAGCUCUCACAAGUGAUACCUCAGUCUGCCUCGGGAAGCAUCUCCUCUGUUGUCAGCACACAGACAAUAGGAAUAAGGCAACCAAACAACAUUUGCACAGUCUCUGUAUCAAAUACAGUGCAGCCUCCUCAGGUUAAGGUGGUACAGUCAAAUCAGAGUUCUCAACUGCAGAUUAUCCAGUCAACAUCUGCUCAAACUGUGAAACGAACCCCUGCUUGCCAGACUACCCAGAUUAGGAUGCCAGUGGUAAUAACUCAGACCAUUAGACCACAAGGCACAGUAGGGAAGGCACCAACAAUACAAGCCAGUAAAAGUCCUGGGGGCUUUGGUGUUCAGGUCUCUGCAAAUCAGAAAAACAAGCUGAAUGACCCUGGAGGUGGUUCUUUCAGAGACGAUGAUGACAUCAACGACGUUGCCUCCAUGGCUGGUGUUAAUCUCAACGAAGAGAGUGCCCGAAUCAUGGCCAGCAACUCGGACUUGGUGGGAAGCCAGAUGCAGUCCUGUAAAGAUGAGCCCUUCCUCGCUGCUGUCCCUCUGCACAAACGCAUCCUCGAAACGGCUAAAAAACUAGGAAUUACUGAUGUGCCAGCUGAGGUCGUUACUUUUAUUUCCCAUGCGACACAGAGCAGAUUGAGGACAGUGAUAGAAAAGGUGACAGUGAUCACCCAGCACCGGAUGGAAUCAUACAAAGAUGACGAGUGGUACGAACAAGCUACAGAUGUCCGAGCACAGCUGAAGUUCUUUGAACAGCUGGAGCGUUUGGAAAAGCAAAGGAAAGACGAACAAGAGAGGGAAAUCUUGUUAAAGGCUGCCAAGAGUCGCUCAAGGCAAGAAGACCCAGAGCAAGCUAGACUGAAACAAAAAGCAAAGGAGAUGCAGCAACAAGAACUGGCCCAGAUGAGGCAGAGGGAUGCCAAUCUCACGGCACUGGCAGCCAUCGGUCCCCGCAAGAAACGGAAGCUGGAUACACCUGGACUGCUCUCCAUGGGAGGGGAGGGUCUCGGUGUGUCUGGUGGGAGUCAGGCUGGCCUGGGCACUGCUUCCCCCAGGCAGUAUCCACGGCAGAAAAUAACACGUGUAAACCUCAGGGACUUCAUCUUCUACAUGGAACAGGAACGAGAAAUGAGCCAUUCUCUCCUGCUCUAUCGAGCUCUGCUUAAAUAAAGCCAACAGUUGUACUGAUUGCUCCAUACAGAAGCUCAACUUGCAUUGAAAGCUGUCAUUUUAAUGUGCCUUCUAUUUUUUUCAGAAGUCAACGUUCCAGUAAUUUUGUUUUGUAAAAUUGUCAGACACAUGCAAUAAAUUUCCUUUAUGUAAAAAAAAAAUAAUAAUAUAAAAACCACACACACAAAAAAAAAGUGCAAAAGGUUUUAAAAAAUGUUAACUCCACAGAUAUAACCAACAUCCCAGUCUUGCUCCAUUUGGCCAUUUUAGGUAAGGCUGAAGUAGCUGGUGUUGAAGUUACACAAAAGCAAGGCUGCUGCAAUGGCUCACCUAAACCAUCUCCUGGCCAUGCCUGGGCCCAGCCCUGGGGUUCUGUGCGUUCCCUGGCGGAGCUGGGCUGUUCUUCUUCGUUUACUGGCGCUGUCUCACUGACCGUGGUGAUACCUGUUGUUGUUUUAGCUUAGUUAUAACGGCAGUUUUUUGCACAGCCAGGAGACUAGCACACUCUCACAAAUUCUAUAUAUUUGGGAUUUUUUUGCUUUUACUGCACAGCUCAUUUGCUGAGCCAUUUGCUGAACCAAAUCCUAAGUGUAUGAAGUCUGUGUGCUUGGGUCUCAGCUGAGUUACCCUGAGUAGCUUCCAGUUGUUUUCUAAACCCCUUCAACCUUUUUGUGCAUUUGUAGCAGCUGGUUAGUAACAUGAUUCAAAGUUGGCUUUUAUUUUCUGAAAGAUGUUAAUUUAUUUAUUGCAAAGAGUAUGGUUUAAUGGUGGUUUUAAAAGAGAGUAUUGUUCAGUAAAGAUUUUUAGAGUAUUCUAUAUGGAUUUUUAAAGUCGCUCGAAAGGUUUUUGGGGGCCGGUGCCACCAGGGGUGGCGAUGCCUUGGAUUCCAGUCCAGGGAGGCUCAUGGACAGGCUUUAAGCAUAAGGAGUAGUUGUAAGUAGCUGAAAGGUGGGAGGAAUACUUUUUAAAUGCUUUGCUGAAGCGGAAUUCUGGGCCCACACCAAAGCCGAGCGACGUCAGUGCGAGUCUUUUAAAUGGGGAUCAGAGAGGAGCAGUCACAGGCAGGUGGGCACAAGAUGUAUUUCAGAUUUUAACAGUGUUACCAGUCACCAAGGAAGGGAGACAUUUGCUUAUUUAUCUUUUCCAUUUUUACUAUGUUAUGCUUGCCACUUUUUUGAGGCAAUAUUUUUUUUUUUUCGAUGGGAAACCAUAGCAAAAGCACAAAUAGAACUAUUUGUCCAAUAGUUUUAAAAACAAAGGUUUUAAUUAUUUUUUAAGGUUUAUGAAAAGCAGAAGAAAAUUUAUACUGCUGCUAUUUAGCCAAAAGAUUAUUCAUAAGGUAUUUAAGGCCAGGAAGUGUAAAGUUAUGUUUUAAAUGUAUUGAUAAUUUGUACAUAUUGUUUAUAAAGGCCUUGUGUUUAUUAGAGUUACGUUAUUUUGAUGAUUUCUGUACAUACUCGUAAAUACCCCCAAUUUGUGUGAAAACAUACUCCCUUAUUUGUACUUAUUUUGUAAAGAAAUAAAACAAUUUACUAAAGUAACACAUCGAGUGACAUACAGUAUUAAUUUAUCAAACAUGAAUUUUCACAUUGUCUCGUAGUUCUUAAGCACUGGUCAGAAAACAUUUUUGCAUUAAAAUAUUAACAGA
This is a messenger RNA of Myiozetetes cayanensis, 4639 nucleotides long. RefSeq names its product transcription initiation factor TFIID subunit 4-like. The record is from RefSeq and is a predicted model, not a curated record. Gene Ontology annotation, molecular function: RNA polymerase II general transcription initiation factor activity; protein heterodimerization activity; DNA binding. Gene Ontology annotation, biological process: DNA-templated transcription; transcription initiation at RNA polymerase II promoter. NCBI's taxonomy places the organism in Eukaryota, Metazoa, Chordata, Aves, Passeriformes, Tyrannidae. Gene Ontology annotation, cellular component: transcription factor TFIID complex.